Molecule: messenger RNA, 788 nt
Organism: Aspergillus ruber CBS 135680
Lineage: Eukaryota; Fungi; Ascomycota; Eurotiomycetes; Eurotiales; Aspergillaceae
Exons: 1
Coding region: 168-737 (189 amino acids)
Source: RefSeq, a predicted model, not a curated record
CAGGAUAAGACGGGCCUUCGCGAGGCAAACAAUACAUACUUUGAUAUGUUUCUGCGGCAGCACUCACACCGGUGGCUAAUGCGCCGUCUAUCUUGUGGACCGCACGGUAUGUUUCUCAGUGAAGGAGGGGUUACAUGGCCAGGUCAUCAUCAGGGGAAACUCAAUAAAUGGAACCGAUAUUCUGUGAUACUCUGAGGAUUUUUGCACGGAGAGAGGAGAUCGCGCAAUCAUGCUACUACGGCAUCAUGUCUCUGGGAUAUGAACCCAGGCCUUCAGAGAUCAUAUCUACCUCGGUCGCUGUCCAGAACAACACAGAAUUCAAGGAAUGGCAAGACCUUAUGACGCCAGCCAAUGGGGCAAAGACUGAGAAGCCUAUCCAGAUAGUUCAGUGGUUGAAUGGCAAGGCUGUGUUACCUCGGAUCACAAUUGAUUCCUAUAACGACACCUGCAAUCAUGGCAACGAAGCUCACUCGAGGCUGUAUGCUGCCAUGGACCAUACGGAUGUGUUGAUGGCAAGUUUUGUGAAAUGGAUGGCGUUUAUUCGCGAUCGGUUCGAUAAUAAGAGUACCAAUAAAGAAUGCAGCAACAUUACCCUAAUGCUGUUCGACGAGGUGCAUUUGGUGAUUGAAGCUGAGGCUGAUGAAAUUGCGAGUCUCUUUGAGUGGUCUCAUCGUUUCGCAUUUGGCCAGAAGCUUUAUAUUGAAGAAGUAGAGUGUAAUGUUCUUGUCAUUAUUUAGCUGUAUGUUUUCUUCCAUGAAUCAGAAGCAUAGGAAAUUGAUAUCGAACAU